Molecule: messenger RNA, 1910 nt
Organism: Paralichthys olivaceus (Japanese flounder)
Lineage: Eukaryota; Metazoa; Chordata; Actinopteri; Pleuronectiformes; Paralichthyidae
Source: RefSeq, a predicted model, not a curated record
UCUUUCAGAAUUUCAGCAGCAACUUCCAGACGGCGAAAGAAGCUCUGAGCGCCGCCACGGCUCAGGCGGCGGAGAAGGCGGCUUCCAGUGUUCGAGACUUUGCUCAGAAGAGUUUCCGUCUGUCGAUGGACGUCAAGCUGAAGGCGCCGCUCAUCAUCGUCCCCCAGUCCUCCACCUCCCAGAAUGCACUGGUGAUGGACCUUGGUCUGAUCACGGUGGGUAACAGCUUCUCUCUGCUUCCUGUGGAAGGGUGUCCGCUGCCGGCGGUUGUCGACAAAAUGGACGUCGAGCUGACGCAGCUCAAACUGUCGAGGACCUGUUUGGACCUGGAGUCUGAUCGACCCAGCAUUGAACUGCUGGAACCCGUCAACCUGCACCUGAUCGUCAAGAGGAACCUCGCUGCUUCCUGGUACAAGAAGAUGGCCGCUGUGGAGAUCGACGGAGACCUGAAGCCCAUGAUGGUGGAACUGAGUCAGGAGGACCUGAAGGUGCUCCUUCGGAUCCUGAUGGAGAAUCUGGGAGAGGCUGGGAGUCUGCAGCCCACCGCCCCAAAACUGGGGGAGAUCAGUCUGCCUGUCCGGACAGCAGGGACGCCCCCUGCAGAUGUUGUGAAGUCGAGUGUGAGCAGAAGUGAAGAGGAGGAUGAAGGUCUGGAGUCCGUCAGGUUCAAGUUCAACAUCGAUUCUCUCGGUCUGGUUCUGUACGGUAACGACCCACAACAGCCUUUCCAGCACCAGGAGAACCUCAGACUGGGCGAGUUCACCCUCCGGUUACUGAAGACGUCAGGGAGGAUCUUUGCCAGCGGCAGCAUGGAGGUGACCACGGUCCUGACGGACUGCACGCUGGACGACCUGAGGACCGGCAUGGAGAGGGUGACUUCACGCAUGGUCAGACGUAGAGACGAGAGAAGCUCAGAGACGAUGAUCGAUGUGACGUAUCGUCAGAGCGCCGCAGAGCGGGAGGUGGUGGCUGUUCUGCAGAAACUCUAUCUGUGUGUCAGCGUGGAGUUUCUCAUGGCCGUGGCAGAUUUCUUCCUGCAGGCUCUGCCACAGACUUCAGCUCUGACCACCACCUCAGCACCAGGUGACAGACUGCCGCUGAGACAGACGGCAGAACCCCGAGCCGACGCCAAGACCGCGGCCACGGUCAGGACUCGUCUGCGCGCGGUGGUAGUGGACCCAGAGGCGGUGUUUGUUGCCAACCUGUUGAAGGCCGACGCCCCCGCCCUGGUGGCCUCGUUUCAGUGCGACUUCACCCUCCAGGUCGAAGACGACGGGACGCAGAACAUGAAAGCAAACCUGAGAGAGCUGAAAGUCCUCGCUUGUCCGCUCAUCCGAAACGAGGAGGGCAAAGCCGUCACCACCGUGUUGAAACCCUGCUCUGUUUUCUUGGAAACCAAAACCAACCCCAACCAACCGCUGAGCGGCUCUGUGACCGUGGAGGAAGUCAUCGUCAAGAUCUCUCCGUUCAUCAUCAACACGGUGAUGACGAUAACAGCCGCCAUGACACCAAAGCAGCCUGACGAGCAGAGUCCAGACGCAGUGGGCGUCACUGACCUGUGGUCGGCCAUGAACGUCUAUGACUGUAACUAUUGGUUCCUGGGAGUGGAUCAGGCCACAGAGGUCACCGAGAGCUUCAGAGAGCACGAUGGACGCAACGACGGCGAGAGCUUUGCCGCAGAGGUCAAGGUGGUGCAGGUGACUCUAGAGUCUGGUUUGGGGCAUCAGACCGUCCCUCUGCUGCUCGCCGAGUCCUCCUUCAACGGGUCGGCCAAAAACUGGUCUUCUCUGCUGCAACUGAAAGCCAACAUGACGCUGGAGGUGAACUACUUUAAUGAGAUUCACGCCGUGUGGGAGCCUCUGAUCGAACGAGUCGACGGCGGCAGUCGAAGAUGGAACCUGGAGCUGGAG